AUGGCAAGCGGAUCGAUAAAGGAUAUGACAAUCAAGGAGAACAAACUGGAGAAGUUCGAAGGGGUGGACUUCCGAAGAUGGCAGAAGAUGAUGCAUUUUCUUCUGACUUCGUUGAAGGUUGUGUACGUGUUGACUACUCCAAUCCCGGAGAUACAGGAGGAGGGAAAUCUGGAGCAAAUCAGGAAGAGGUCGAAGUGGGAGAACGGCAAUUAUAUAUGUCUUGGCCACAUCCUGAACGGUAUGUCUGAUCCCUUAUUUGAUGUUUAUCAAAAUGUUGAAACUGCAAAGUUGCUGUGGGACACGUUGGAAGCCAAAUACAUGGCAGAAGAUUCUUCUAGUAAGAAGUUUCUUGUCAGUAAUUUCAAUAAUUACAGAAUGGUUGAUGAACGGCCUGUGAUGGAACAAUAUCAUGAAUUGCUACGAAUUCUGGGGCAGUUUGCCCAACAUGAUAUGAAGAUGGAUGAAUCCAUCUCUGUUUCGAGUAUCAUUGACAAGUUACCUCCUUCCUGGAGAGAUGUUAAACAUAAUCUGAAACAUCAGAAAGGAGAGUUAACUUUGGUUGAACUUGGAAGCCACUUCAGAAUUGAAGAAGGCUUGAGAGCACAGGAAAAUGUGUUGGUCAAUGAUGAUAAGAAAUGGGCUGGAUCAAGUUCUGUGAACAUGGUUCAAACGGGUGAAUCAUCGAAAGGAAACAGUAAGUUCAAAGGGAACGCAAGUUUCAAGGAAACAACAAUUCGGGUUCAAACAAAAAGCCGAAUUACCCUUGCUGGAAAUGUGGUAAGGUUGGUCACUUUAAGAGGGACUGUAAAAUGA
Messenger RNA from Helianthus annuus (common sunflower), 813 nucleotides. RefSeq lists its product as uncharacterized. The transcript has a single exon. NCBI's taxonomy places the organism in Eukaryota, Viridiplantae, Streptophyta, Magnoliopsida, Asterales, Asteraceae. Bases 1 to 813 code for a protein of 270 amino acids. The record is from RefSeq and is a predicted model, not a curated record.